GUAACCUCCUCACUGGUCAUUCCUAGAUCUCCCCUUCCCCACCCGAUAACCCUUGCCUCAAAUCCACGCCCAUUAGCAUGCAACAGGAGGUAAAAACACUAGAGAGAGAGAGAGAGAGUCAACACUGAACAGAGAGAUUCUUAAAGAGAGAGGGAUGAGUGGAGAAGAAGCGAAGGCAAAGUGUUUGACGGGGAGUUGGGGUAUGGUCGGGAAGCUCUGCGACUCCUGCAAAUCGGCGACGGCGAGUAUGUUCUGCCGAGCCGACUCGGCGUUCCUCUGUGGCAUGUGCGACUCCAAGGUCCACGCGGCCAACAGGCUCGCCUGCCGUCACGCGCGCGUGUGGCUCUGCGAGGUCUGCGAACACGCGCCCGCCGUCGUCACCUGCAAGGCCGACGCCGCCGCCCUCUGCGCCACCUGCGACCGCGAGAUCCACUCCGCGAACCCUCUCGCCCGCCGCCACGAGCGCGUCCCCGUCACGCCCUUCUUCGACCCCGCCGUCGCCGCCAAGCCCCCCGCUGGAGGCGCCGGUCUGAUCGGCGAUCCCUACUCGGACCUCGAUGCCGACGAGGCGGAGGCGGCCGCGUGGAUCUUGCCGGACCUGAAGCCCGGGGACAGCCCGGAUCUGAACUCGGAGCAGUUCGCGUUUGACAUGGAUCCGUAUCUGGACCUGGAAUACGGGUCGAUGGACCCGAAAUAUCAGGUGCAGGACAGCGGAGGUGCGGACAGAGUGGUGCCGGAGCAGAGCAAGAACGAAGAUCGGACCACAAAUUCUGUGAUGGUGAACGGAGGGAGGGCAGAGAAUUGUUUUGAAUUUGAUUUUGGGGGAACGAAUUCGAAGCCGCUUGGUUACAGCUAUACCGCGCAGUCUCUGAGCCAGAGCGUAUCUUCGUCAUCUCUGGACGUAGGGGUGGUGCCAGAUGGCAAUGCGCUGGCCGAUAUAUCGAACCCCUUUGGUAGACAAGUCAGCAAUCUAUCCGAGUCAUCCGCGAAUCAGCCGGCUCAGGUUUCCGGAAUGGAUCGGGAGGCGAGGGUGCUGCGGUACAGGGAAAAAAGGAAGAACCGGAAAUUUGAGAAAACGAUCCGAUACGCGUCCCGAAAAGCCUACGCCGAGACGAGGCCCCGGAUCAAAGGCCGGUUCGCCAAGAGAUCCGAGAUCCAAGUGGACGUGGAUCCCAUGUACCUUUCUCCGGCUGCUCUCGUGACCGAUGCUGGAUACGGCGUCGUUCCGUCCUUCUAAAUCAUUGCAACUGCCAAGAACUUAGAUUCUGGUUUUUAGUUUUAUUUUUAUUUUUGUUUUUUUUUCAAAUUUUGUGUUAUUUUAUCUUCGUAUUUAUGGACUCAUGCCCUUAUGCUUUUGUAAUUUGUAUAGGAUGGUCGAUGGAUGUGUAUUACAAAUGUUAUGUUGUAGUGAGUAAUGAGCUUUUCUUGGAAUGGGAUUAAAGCCACCCCCUCCAAUGCAAUUAUUUUUAGCUA
Molecule: messenger RNA, 1473 nt
Organism: Malania oleifera
Lineage: Eukaryota; Viridiplantae; Streptophyta; Magnoliopsida; Santalales; Ximeniaceae
Product: zinc finger protein CONSTANS-LIKE 4
Exons: 2
Coding region: 155-1237 (360 amino acids)
Biological process (GO): regulation of flower development; regulation of photoperiodism, flowering
Cellular component (GO): nucleus
Molecular function (GO): protein binding; zinc ion binding
Source: RefSeq, a predicted model, not a curated record